AUGAUGCGCUCAGCUGUCAAGAGUCUGUCUAACCCCCUAAGGUCCACGUCGGUCUUCCCCAGGACAUUUGCAACCUCCGCCAUCUCCUCCACUCCUACCUCUGCUUUCUCAGCUAAGAAGGGAUCAAAUGGCAACUACACCGUCACGAUGAUUCCAGGAGACGGUAUCGGUCCUGAGAUCGCCGAAUCUGUCAAAUCCAUUUUCAAAGCUGCAAAGGCACCGAUAGACUGGGAGGAAGUCGACGUCACUCCGGUCCUCGUCAACGGCAAGACUGCGAUCCCUCAAGAUGCCAUUGACUCGAUCAAGAAGAACACUGUCGCUUUGAAAGGACCACUCGCUACCCCCAUUGGAAAAGGACACGUUUCUCUCAACUUGACGCUCAGGAGGACUUUUAGCCUGUUUGCGAAUGUCAGACCAUGUGUCUCCAUAAAGGGAUACAAGACGGCCUAUGACAACGUCAACACGGUUCUGAUCCGAGAGAACACUGAGGGAGAAUACUCUGGUAUCGAGCACGAGAUCGUCGACGGUGUCGUCCAAUCUAUCAAACUCAUCACCUACGAGGCCUCUGAACGAGUAGCUCGAUAUGCUUUCCACUACGCUCAGGAGAACGGACGUGGCGAAGUCACAGCGGUGCACAAGGCACCCAUCAUGAAAAUGUCCGACGGCAUGUUCUUGACCGCCUGCCGAGCCGUCGCCAAGGAAUACCCCAAAGUCAAGUACACUGAAGAUCUCUUGGACCGAGUAUGUUUGCGAAUCGCCACGGACCCAUCACCAUUCGCCGAACGGGUCAUGGUCAUGCCCAACUUGUACGGUGACAUUCUGUCCGACUUAUCUGCAGGAUUGAUCGGAGGUCUCGGUCUUACGCCCUCUGGAAACAUUGGAAAAGAUGCUAGUAUCUUUGAAGCUGUUCAUGGAUCUGCGCCAGACAUUGCUGGUAAAGGAUUGGCCAACCCUACAGCCCUCCUUCUCAGUAGUUUGAUGAUGCUGCGUCACAUGAACCUCCACUCUCACGCCGACACGAUUGAAAAGGCUGCAUUGAGCACCAUUGCGGAGGGCAAACACAUUACGAGAGAUUUGGGUGGAAAGGCCGGAACGAAAGAGUACACUGAUGCUAUCCUUGCGAGGAUCUAG
This is a messenger RNA of Kockovaella imperatae, 1131 nucleotides long. RefSeq lists its product as hypothetical. The transcript has 10 exons. Lineage: Eukaryota; Fungi; Basidiomycota; Tremellomycetes; Tremellales; Cuniculitremaceae. Gene Ontology annotation, cellular component: mitochondrion. Gene Ontology annotation, biological process: tricarboxylic acid cycle; isocitrate metabolic process. The record is from RefSeq and is a predicted model, not a curated record. The coding region runs from base 1 to 1131 and encodes 376 amino acids. Gene Ontology annotation, molecular function: isocitrate dehydrogenase (NAD+) activity; NAD binding; magnesium ion binding.